GAUUAAAUGUAAAACCCCAAUGAAAUGUGUUUGUUCUGCAUAGAACGUGUUCUACUUUCGCUGUUAGGGGUAACAAGAUUGCCGUGAUUGACUAUGUGAUGCUUGUUGAGCGGUUGUGAGUUUUUCCCAGCAUGUUGGCUCAGCUUUUUUUUCUUUAAAGAAAAAAAUGUUUAAUGUACACAUGAAAUGUAAAUGAAACGUUCAAGACUUCAACUUUUUCUGGAAAAAAAAAAGAUAUUCUUUUGUUGCACUGCAGACUUGGAAACUUAAAAAAGCAGUUUUUACUGACAGGAAUUUUGUGGCCACUUUCUGCAGAAAAAGUAUUAUCAUUACAAUUUUUUCUUGAGGCAUUUUGCCUCAGAAAUGUAUUAGUCACUCUUGUAUCUCCACCAUGCAAUGCACGAGGUUUCUGUCACCAGAUAAACAGGAGGUUAAAAUGGACGUUGGGAACCUCAUUGAACGAGAUUUGGAAGCCACUUUGAUGCCUUUAACAGUGACCAGUGACUGGCUGGAAGACGACAACGAGACAAUCAGGAAUCAGUUUCAGCAACCUGACUGGCAGGUGGCUCUCUGGGCUGUAGCCUACUCCCUCAUCAUAAUAGUAUCCAUCACUGGGAAUGUCACAGUGAUCUGGAUUAUCCUGGCUCACAGGCGAAUGAGGACGGUUACUAAUUACUUCAUUGUCAAUCUGGCCUUCUCUGAUGUUUCCAUGGCAACUUUUAACACUCUUUUCAACUUUGUCUACGCACUCCACAACGACUGGUACUUUGGGCUGGGUUACUGCAGAUUUCAGAACUUCUUCCCCAUCACUGCCAUGUUUUCAUCCAUUUACUCCAUGGCUGCCAUUUCAGUGGACAGAUACAUGGCCAUUAUACACCCCCUGAAGCCGCGGCUCUCCUCCACCUCCACAAAGGUGGUGAUUGCCCUGAUUUGGGUUUUUGCAUUCUCGCUGGCGUUCCCGCAGUGUUACUACAGCGUCACCAGAUUUUACUACCCCAGAACGGUCUGCAUGGUGGAUUGGCCUGAUGAUUAUGGAGGCACACAUCAACUGAGUUAUCAGUUUGCAGUGAUAUUGCUGGUCUACUUGUUCCCUCUGCUGGUGAUGCUGGUGACCUACAGUUUAGUCGGUCGAUCCUUGUGGGGAGGCCAUAUCCCCGGAGAGGCUACAGACCAUUAUCACAGCCAGAUAACAUCCAAACGAAAGGUGGUGAAGAUGAUGGUUGUUGUGGUGGUGACUUUUGCUCUUUGCUGGCUGCCCUACCAUGUCUACUUCAUUCUGGGAACAUUUAACAUCGACAUAUAUAAGCAACAUUACAUUCAACAGGUGUACUUGGCCAUAUUCUGGUUGGCCAUGAGUUCGACUAUGUACAAUCCAAUAAUUUACUGCUGUUUGAACCAAAGAUUUCGUGCUGGUUUCCGCCAUGCAUUUGCUUGGUGUCCCUUCAUCAAAGUGUCAGAGGAGGACAAAAUGGAGCUGCAGCACACCAACACCUUCAGAGUCACCAUGACACGCAGUCAUCGCAGCGACACCCACCCGCGUGCGUCCAUCAAAACAAACAACAUUGAGAAGGACUCUGGUUUACAGCGAAACAAGCAAAAAUGCAGCACACAGGACGCACAACUAGUAAAGAAGCUGAGUGACAAAAGACCCGCACAUGACAAACUGGCGGAGCACAGGCUCUGACCGCAGAGCUGCAGCGUGAUGACGGCACGAGAGGGCGGAGAACUCGGAUGGUCACCUCAGAAGAAAGCCCUGCAGACUGAAGGAAGCAGCCGGUUUCAGAAAUGUCGUAUUGUUUACAAAAAAGAAAAAUAGGAUGAAUGUGUAUGAAGCACAUUUUAUAUUUCAAUUUGAAAAAAAAACUGUACAUACUUGAAAUAUUUGUUGUGUUAUAGUGCAAAAGGUAUCUCCCUCAUUUUUAUUUUACUCCAAACAUUUGGUGUUUGGGAAAGAGACAUUUCAUUUCUGUAACUAAAGCAGGCAAUAGUCUGGAGAAAACCAGUCGACUGGCAUCAGCAAAAAGCCUUAACAUUGUUUUAAUGUUGUAGUUUCUCUGUUAAUUAUGGGAUGUCUUUUAAAUAUAAUUUCCUGUGUGGUUUUGUCAAUAAUCCUUUUUUAGCACAAAGAAAAGGCUUCAGGGCUCACUAGAAACAUGCAGCUAUCCAAGAUUAAUAAACAAAGCGCAGCUUCCCUGAAGAAUUUUGUGUAGAAAACAGGAUCCUUAAUAACAGUAAUAAAGUAUUAAUAAUACUUAAUUAUUAAUACUCAUUAGGGCUGCACGAUAUGAGGAAAACUUGCGAUAUGCGAUAUUAGAGAUUAAUAUUGCGAUAACGAUAUAAUUUGCGGUAUAUAAAAAAAUAGAAAAAUGCCAAAAACAUCAUUCCCAUUUCAUUGCAACAGUUUAAAAUUAUACUCCAAAUGACCCUCAUCGACUUAGGAGGAGAACAUCUAACAUAAUAGGCCUCCAUCUGAUUGGUAAACAAUAGGAAGGCAUACAUCUGAUUGGUCAAAGCAUAAAGGGAUUUAUUUGAUUCGUUAAAUGCGUCAAGCUGCCAUAAGAUUGUUUAAACACAUUUUGGGUUUACGAUUUAUUGCGAUAUUCGCAGUCUUUUGCGAUAUGCAUAUUGCAGAGCUGGAUUUUGCGAUAACGAUAAAUUUGCGGUAUAUUGUGCAGACCUAAUACUCAUACUGGAAAAAUGUUUAAAUAACUUAAACGAAAGAAGCUAGUGGAUAUUUUAAAAACAAUGCUGAAAAUCCCACAAACUGCUCUCAUGCAAUUCUGAUGUGGCUUUUGAUCAUCGUUUAAAUACAUAUUAAUAUACCAAGUGACCAUUGUUUACAAUGUAGUCUGUGAGCAUUUAUAAUGUGUAUUUUUUUAAAUGUAAUGUUUGCACAAGGCCAAGUAUGUAUUCCUUGUCUGUGCAUAACAGUGGGGUCUCCUUUGUUUGCAACCUUUGUGAAAAUGAUCAUAAUCAUGGUGGUAAUAAAGUUUUCUUGCAUUUCUGU
This is a messenger RNA of Oryzias latipes (Japanese medaka), 3007 nucleotides long. RefSeq names its product tachykinin receptor 2 (gene tacr2). Gene Ontology annotation, cellular component: sperm midpiece; plasma membrane. NCBI's taxonomy places the organism in Eukaryota, Metazoa, Chordata, Actinopteri, Beloniformes, Adrianichthyidae. The record is from RefSeq and is a predicted model, not a curated record. Gene Ontology annotation, molecular function: substance K receptor activity. Gene Ontology annotation, biological process: G protein-coupled receptor signaling pathway; positive regulation of flagellated sperm motility.